Musca domestica (house fly) is the source of this 4749-nucleotide messenger RNA. RefSeq names its product paired box pox-meso protein-like. NCBI's taxonomy places the organism in Eukaryota, Metazoa, Arthropoda, Insecta, Diptera, Muscidae. Bases 1678 to 3468 code for a protein of 596 amino acids. Gene Ontology annotation, biological process: regulation of transcription by RNA polymerase II; anatomical structure development. Gene Ontology annotation, molecular function: DNA-binding transcription factor activity, RNA polymerase II-specific; RNA polymerase II cis-regulatory region sequence-specific DNA binding. The record is from RefSeq and is a predicted model, not a curated record. The transcript is spliced from 8 exons.
AUCGCUACGCCUCAAAUUAGUCGCAACAAGUACGGUUGACGAAGAACAACAAGUCGGAACGAAGUCAGAAGAGAGCCUGCAUACGUUGUGUGUUUUCUUUUGUUUUGUAUUUUGGAAAAUUGUGUGUGCGUGUGUUUUACUUUUGUGCAUAUUUUCCCAUAUCUUCAAUUGAUUAAUGAAAACUUUAACAACAGAAAACGAGAAAAAAGAUAUUAACAAAAAGUUUUCAACAAAAAAAAAAAUAUAUUUUUUUCUCAGCAUUUUAACGACGGCAUGACAGACUUGCCCGGCUUCAAUUAAAACGAAAGAACUUUUCUCAUGGAGAAUUAAACAAAAUUAAAGAUCAAAGAGAUCUGGUCAACAAAUGAAGCGAAUUUCGCAGAAAUGAUUGAUUGUUUGCAGACAAGGCUUUUCUUGGAAUAAAAAGCCCAUAGCAAGCUUGUGAUAAUGGUGUUUACUAACUUCUCAAUGACCAUUCGAUUAAUAACUGUAUGGACUAUAUAUUAAACUUUAAGAAACCAAAGAAAAAUGCUCAAAGUGUUAAAAUGAAAUUUUUAUAAAAUUCAAAUUACCUUCCUUAGCUAUUCAUUUAAAAACAAAAUAUCAACACAAAGAAUACUCUACCCAGCUGUAAAGCUACAAGGCAAAUAAAUAAAUGAAUAAUAAUAAUAAUAUUAAACGCAAGGUGUAAAGUGUGUGCUAAUUUUCAAUUAAAUCAAAACUAAGCCAGUAAACCAAGUAAUAGCAACAACAAAACUCACCUGGCCCACAACAAAGUUACCAAGAGUCGAAAAUUUCGACGUUAACAAGUGUGAAUUAGAAUCAAUUGUUACAACAAUAGUGGCAAAUUCCCACACCAAGUUUACUCAAUUACCAACUAAUCUAGCAAAACAGAUAAAAAUAACAACAACAAGAAAAAUAAGAAAAAUAAAAAAGGCAAAUAAUAAGAAAACGAAAUAAAAAUAAACUGCCAAAGAAAGUCAGCUAGCAGUUAGCGGAAAAAAUACCCCCGAAAAGAGUAAAUUCAGUUAAAAGUGAACAGGUGUAUUGAGGAAAAAGCAACCAGCAGCAAGAACCAUAAGAACAACAACAACAGCUAGCAUAUUUUCAAAGCGUAGUGCAACAGCUGAAGCAGAAACCACUAAAAAACACAACACCACCAUCAUCAUCAUCGUCGGAGGAGGAGGAACACGUGAAGGAGGAAGGAAAAACGUUAAGGCGAUCCCCGUGAAAACAAGAAGAAAAAAAAAUAAAUAACCAUACAGGAAAGACGAGCCAACAACAUAUUCUUACUCAAAACUUCUAAUGAGCAAUACAACAACAACUACUACAACAAUCAUCCCCGGCAACAGUAACACUCACCUGUUCAUUUUGACGUUACGUUUUUCGUCUUCUUCCACUGCAUUAACGGUUUACAACGGUUUUUUGUUUUUGGAAAAUUCUCAAGGAUCUCCUCACUCCCAGUGUGUUAUUGCCUUUUUUCCCCGAGCCCAAUUUAGUAGCAAGGAAAGAAAAAGGCAAUUAACUUCCGCCUAAUUUGGAUUAGUUUGUCAUCAACGCCCCCCCCCUCUAAAUUUUUUUCUUGUUCCCGUGAUUGUCACCCAGUUUUUUGGGUGAUACCCCAUUGGCGAUAUAUUGGCGUGCUUCAGCUUUAUAUACGACUCGCAAGAGCAAAAUAUGAUUGAACCAGCCCCCUUGCGACCAGACUUAGAGUCGUAUUGUUAUAGUACAGGUAUUUAUUUAUUUCCCGACGUUAAUAACUCCACUGAUGCUUUAGUUAAUGACGGUGUUGCCUGUACGGGCACUUCAUCGGCUGGUGCCACUAUGGUCACCUCAGAUAUUUAUUCAUAUUCCUCAGAAGUAAAAUCAUCGGCGGAUUCAUUAUUACCUAUCGGUGUAUCAUGUAGUGAUACAUCUGGUACUGGUGUCGUGACAGAUAUCUAUACCUUUCCGUCCGAUGUGAAAUCCGUACCGGUUUCCAUAGUAACGGACGUUGUCUCAUCGAAUCUUGGCCAUUCAUCAGAUCUUUAUACAUUUCCCUCAUCGUCUGAGGUUAAGACCACACCGACAACGACCCUGGUCAAUGAAGGUGGGUCAUGCAAUGACACAGCGUCGUCAGGAAAUGGAAAUAAUGGCAAUAAUGUUACAGAUAUCUACACAUUUUCCUCUGAUGUUAAUGCCUCCACAGAAGGUAUGCUCUCUGAUGGCUCCAAUAAUGGAUCAAGUGGAACCGGUGCUGGAGUCAACCAAUUGGGCGGUGUCUUUGUCAAUGGACGACCCCUGCCGAAUGCCACACGCAUGCGCAUUGUGGAGCUGGCCCGCCUAGGCAUACGACCCUGUGAUAUUAGCCGCCAGCUGAGAGUCAGCCAUGGUUGUGUUUCGAAAAUCCUGGCCAGAUACCAUGAGACGGGCUCCAUACUGCCGGGUGCAAUUGGUGGCUCUAAGCCGCGUGUUACCACACCCAAGGUUGUCAAUCACAUACGCGAGUUGAAACAACGUGAUCCUGGCAUUUUCGCCUGGGAGAUCAGAGAUCGUUUGCUGAGCGAGGGUAUCUGCGACAAGACAAAUGUGCCCAGUGUUAGUUCAAUAUCGCGCAUACUACGCAACAAAUUGAAUCCAAUCAGUCAUCAUCCGCCGACACCGGCCCCCGUGGCCACACCAGCACCGCCACCCAGUACAUCGCCUCAGCACACCCAUAGCCAGCAGCAGCAGCAGCAACAACAGCAGCAACAGCAACAACAACAGCAGCAGCAACAUGCUCACUCAUUGGCCGCUGCUCAGGCUCAAGCUCAGGCCCAUGCUGCCCACAGCGCCCAUGCCCACACACCCACCCAUGGCUCACACAAUCAUCACGGACACGGCCACAUGCACCACACACCGCCCCACUCGGUGGUGACAUCAGUAGCAGCCUCAGUCACAGCCCAUCCCCAUGCUCAUCAGGCGGCCGCCGCGGCAGCCUCGGUUGCUGCCCAUGCCCACCAUCCCCAUUUGUAUUACCAGCCCUACAAUGCGUACAGCAUGAAGUCGACAGUAUCAUGCGGCACGCCCUCUCCGCCCCAGACAGGCUCACCCCAUCAGGUCCAUUCGGCGGCAGCAGCAGCUGCCGUGGCCCAUGGCUGGCCAUCACCGCACACCGUUACCGAUAUCUUGGCCCAUCAUCAGGCGGUAGCCCUACGUGCCAGCUGUCAGGUCGGAAAUCCGGUAAAUAGUGGUCUCACCGCCAGUCUGCCCAUGACACCAUCGCCGGUAGGUGGUUCAGCGGUAAGUGGACAUCAACAGCUCUUGGAUUGUGAGAGUGCUUCGAAUACCACCAGCGCUUUGGCUCAACAUCAGGUGGCUGCCACCCAAGUGGCAGUGGCCGCGGCCGCCGCCUCGCAGCAGCCCUAUGCCAAUUACUAUAUGUACUUCCAGAAUGGUGGCAUGCAUCAUCCCGGUGGCAUGAUGACAACUGGUACCACAAGUUUAUGAGAAUUAUGAAAAAAGAUUUUGGCAAAACAAUUAUUGGAUUUGCUUGUAAAUGAUACUCCUUCAGCAACAGCAGCAGCAGCAGUAGCAGCAACAACCACAACUUGAAACAUAGAAACAACACGAGAUUAUAAACGGAAUAAGAUGCAACUUUCAACAAAACAGAAGAGCCCCCAGGAAAAGGAAGAGAAGAGCUAAGGUGAGCAGGAGAGAAGAAGGCCGUUGAAUAGAUUGCAGAAUCCAGUGGUCCAUAUCAAAGAAAACGAAACCAAAAUUUUGCUCAAUUCAUAAUCCAACAAUCUUCCCCUAGCCACAACUCCCACAAUCAUCGAUCCUUUUAUUCCUUUGGCCUCCCUCUGUAAUCGAAAAAGAUUCCCCGACUCCAAAAUUGUAUACUCUCCUCCCACCACCACAGAACCAUAACCAGAGAAAAAUCGUUGAGCAUCGAUUCGAUUGAUCUUUUCUUGUCAAACAGAAACAGCAGCAACAAACUCAAAUAUACACACUCACACACCCACACACAGAUUUGUCUAGAUUUUUACGUUAAGCAAUAAACGAUCGCAUAUUUAUUUUAUACGAUACCAAUUUAAACUUUAAGUAUUUUCAGAUAUUAGUCAUUAUUUUUAUAUACAUAUGUAUGUAGCAUAUAUAUAAAUAUAGCAAGUAUACUGAUAUAUAUACCACAUAAGUAAAAAACUGCAGAAGAAUUCGUUGGAUUCAAGUUUGGGUGGGGGAGUGAAACAACAGGAUCCUCCUUUCCGCUCAACUUGAAUCGAGUGAAGUAAACAAAGAAACAAACGAUAGAUUCCAGUUUGCGACAGGCUAGCUGGAGUCAUCGUCGAAAUGAUAACGGUUGGAUGAAUGAAUCGAUGAUGAAUGAUCUUUGUAUGUGUAUAAUGAUGAUCAAUGUAAAAUUUAAACUCAAAACAAACAAAAAAACAAUAUACGAAAAAAAAUUAAACAAAUUUGAAUGACAAACAAAAAAAGGAAAACAAUUCACAAAACAAAAACCAAGUAAUGAAAAAGAAAAUCACAAAACCGUAAACAACUAGUUUAUUAUAAUUAUUAUUUAAAAAACAAAACGUAAAAAAAUAAAACAGAAAAAAAAAUGAAUUACAAAACAAACCGAACAAAGCAAACAACAAACAUGAAACAUAAAUUGAAAUUAUCUGUAAGAGAACAAGAAUUUAGUGUAAAAUAUUUAAAACAAAAAAAAAAUACUUAUUUUAUUUGGUUGUAGAUUUUUGUUGUAUUCUAAAUAAAGAUCAUUUUUAAUAAUACAAA